AUGCCCGAUAUGCCGGCUGUCUUUCAGCAGGCGUCUUCGCCACCCAAAGUAGAUAUCGCCAGCGCUCAUUCCCACCUCUAUCAAGUCCCGUCACCAGCCUCCGCCUCCUCCUCUCUUUAUUCGCUCUCUGUCAGUCGCAAGCGCCCUCGUCGUGAUACAGAGAAGCUCUCCUCGACAUUCGAUCCUGAUAUCCGCGGAAUUUCGCCGCUCAUUCUCUCAACCGACAACCAAACAGCCGCCACGGACGAUCUACACAAACCUGCAGAGCUGGACUGUCGUCCAAACCGCUACCGAGAAUCCUUUCUUCCGCCAUCGCUAGAUGCGAGCGUCGACUCGGUCGGUCCCGGCGCCCCUGGCACAAGCCGCAAACGCAGUCGUCGUGACUCGUGCAUCGCAUCUCCAACAGAGGAGACUGCAACUGCCCCCGAGAACCCACCAAGCUGGGGCCGCACAGUCAUAAAUGCAGUGGGCAAAGUACUAGAUAUCUGCUGGUCCGGCGCGUUCCGGGGUUUCUACGCCGGAGGAGGACAAGGCUACGACAUGGCCCCCGGGCCGCCAGCACACUUCAGUCCCAAAUGGCGACCAGUCGAAAAGGAACACCAGACCAUGCACACCCCCAUUCCCGGCCAAUUCCCAGAGGAUGAUAACGAUAUCGAUCGGACCUGGGUGGUCGUACCGGAGGGAGCAGCAGACGAGUACGAACGAGAUGACCUGGACGCCAGUCCCUCGAUGAAGGUGCGCCGGAAUUACCAAGUCUCGAGCCCUCGACGGCGAUCAGCAGUGAUGCCUCGUUUGGCGAAAAGGUCGGCUGGGCAAAUGAGGCCAUCGACGCCCUCGAAGAAUCUGGGUCCUGCGUCGCCCCGGGCAAGGGACGGGCCAGGGUCUGCUGAUAUGCAACGAUACGCGGCGAAGAUGCGACGCAAGGAGCGAGAAGAAGACGCCAGUAUCCAACGGUUGAACAAGCAGCUCCAGGCGAUGAUUCGUGAGGGAAGAGAAGCCUUGGGAACAACGGUGGAGGUGGAUGAUGUGGAGAUGGAUUCUGACUGA
Messenger RNA from Penicillium chermesinum, 1047 nucleotides. RefSeq lists its product as uncharacterized. Lineage: Eukaryota; Fungi; Ascomycota; Eurotiomycetes; Eurotiales; Aspergillaceae. The record is from RefSeq and is a predicted model, not a curated record. The transcript has a single exon. The coding region runs from base 1 to 1047 and encodes 348 amino acids.